CCUCCUGUUCCUGAGCACCCCGUCGGUAUGCCGGGUCCAGCUCCUCCAAGUUCCCUCGCACCCACCGAUCCAGCCAUAGACGGUCGUCGGGCCAAGAGGGAGUUGUCCAACUCAAAACGUGCUGCUCAGAACCGAGCUGCUCAGCGGGCUUUCCGUCAGCGGAAGGAGGGUUACAUCAAGAAGCUGGAACAGCAAGUCCGUGACUAUAGCGAGAUGGAGAACCAGUUCAAGAUGUUGCAGACCGAGAACUACUCCCUGCGGGAGUAUAUCGUGCAUCUGCACGCGCGCCUUGUCGAUGCGCAGGUCGAACCUCCUCAGCCACCCCCUAAUGUCAACCUGAACAUGGCGCCCGGUGUUCCCGGCCCGCACGCGCAUGCUUUGCCUCCACCAGUUCACGACCCCGUCGGCUCUCCCCCCGCCGAGCCGACCCCCAACACAGGUUCAGCAACAGGCGCUGCGACCUUGGACGCUGUUGCGCAGGCCGUGCAGAGCUUGAGCCGUUCCGAGGCUGCCUACAAACAUCAAGUUGCCGACCCCGAGAGCCACGCUGUGGAGGAUCAGCGCACGGCCGAGGAGAUCUCGCGGCAACUG
Cryphonectria parasitica EP155 is the source of this 591-nucleotide messenger RNA. RefSeq lists its product as uncharacterized. The transcript is spliced from 2 exons. Lineage: Eukaryota; Fungi; Ascomycota; Sordariomycetes; Diaporthales; Cryphonectriaceae. Gene Ontology annotation, molecular function: DNA-binding transcription activator activity, RNA polymerase II-specific; transcription cis-regulatory region binding. The annotation marks the transcript as partial. Gene Ontology annotation, cellular component: RNA polymerase II transcription regulator complex. The record is from RefSeq and is a predicted model, not a curated record.